Panicum virgatum (switchgrass) is the source of this 1465-nucleotide messenger RNA. RefSeq lists its product as uncharacterized. The transcript has 4 exons. NCBI's taxonomy places the organism in Eukaryota, Viridiplantae, Streptophyta, Magnoliopsida, Poales, Poaceae. The record is from RefSeq and is a predicted model, not a curated record. The coding region runs from base 73 to 1389 and encodes 438 amino acids.
UUUUGGGCUUUUCCUCUGGGUCACACCGGUUCACCGCUGACCCCACCAGAAGGCGCAGGACAGUCGCGCACAAUGCUGCGAGCGGCGGCGUCGAGAUGCACCCGCGGCGCCGCCCGGCGGCUAUCGUUGUCGGCGGCGGAGGCGUCCCCAGCCGCUGCGGGCGCACGGCAUCAGCGUUCCCUCGACGAGGGGGACUGGUCGUAUCACAGGGAGUGGUGGGGCAAGGAGGACGGUCCCGGCGAGGGGGCGCAGACCGUCUUCCGCCGCCACUCCGAGUGUGGCAACGGCGUCGUCUCUGUCUCCGCCUACCCAACCUCCCGCCCGGCUAUUGAGCAUUGGCCAGCAGUGGAGAGAUGGCUUCAAGAAAGAAAUGCAAGAUUAUACCCAGAGUCAGCUGGCGUCGACCAAUUUAAGAUACUAGGCUACCAGUGGCGAGUAUUGCGUUUUAAUGAUCAUACACGGCAAAGCACUGUAAAAGUAAUGACAUGCUAUAGGACAUCGGGUCAGAGGUCAUUAUUCUUGAUGCAGCAACCACAUGUUUUAGCUGUUCCUUAUGUCAAGAGUAUGGUGUCAGCAGGAUUGACGGCACUUCCUUGUGCUUCUUAUGAUCUCCCCGAAGCAGUAUCCGGACAGAACAAUAUGAAAAUUCUGUGCAUCGGCCAUGGUGGUGGCAACUUACCAUUGUUUUUGGCAAGCAAGUUCAGAGGUGCUUCCAUCCACAUCGUGGAAAUUGAUCCAGUGGUUGUCUCAGCUUCCGUCGAAGCCAUGGGUUUCCCCAUGUCACCUGUGAAAGGCUUAUCAUCUGAAUCCAUGCUGCCCGCCGACGCUGACGAUCUGCUAUGGGGAGGCAUACACGACCGAAUCUUCCUCCACAUAGCGGACGCCGAGGACUUCAUCGCCAGCGACCGCAACCAAUACGACCUCGUCUUCGUCGACGCCUACGACGGGGACGACGUAUUCCCCCGCAAGCUCUGGGACGCCGACGGGGCGUUCAUGGAGAACCUGGAGAGGAGGGUCCACCCCGUCCACGGCACCGUGGUGGUGAACCUGCACUCCGACUCGGAGCUUCCGGGCGUGGCGCAGGGCCACGCCCAGUUCCAGAGCGUGCUUCCCAUGGGCCCGCACGUCUCCCGGGUCUGCGGGGCGUACAAGCAGCUCUUCGGGAUGGCCUUCACGGCCGCCGUCCCGUGGCUCUGCAACAUCACCCUCGUCGCCUGCCGCGGCGAGGCGGUCACUAGCGGCGGCGCCGCCGGCGCGCGCCUGGGGCUCAGCCGCAGGGACUACGUCCUCGGCAAGCUCCUGUCGAAGUGCGACGUGGUUGAGCGCGCGCUGGGCCUGCCGUUCUCUUGUUUGCAGUACGUCAAGAAUGGUUUCGCGCUGGUUGAGUGAGAAUGUGAGAUGCUCUGUUUUGGGGAAUUUGAAUGGUACACCUUGAUCUAUUGGAUAUUACUUGGUGGUUUACUUU